Messenger RNA from Trichomonas vaginalis G3, 795 nucleotides. RefSeq names its product PSP1 C-terminal conserved region-containing protein. The transcript has a single exon. Lineage: Eukaryota; Parabasalia; Trichomonadida; Trichomonadidae. The coding region runs from base 1 to 795 and encodes 264 amino acids. The record is from RefSeq and is a predicted model, not a curated record. Gene Ontology annotation, cellular component: cytoplasm.
AUGAAUAUGAACCAAGACUGGGACCUUAUAGUUGACGAGCCUGCAGAAGAGAGUAUAUACUCUCAGCUACUUCCAUCCUCACUCAAGGAAGUCUGGGAUGAUAACGACUUAAUCCGUCCAGAUGUCCCAAAGAGUCCAAAUCCUAUGUUCGAUGGUGGAUUUCCCGAGCUCGGCAGCCCAACAAAGCAUUCACGUCCAUUUCCUUUUGCAGAAUCAGCUCCAGCUUUGUCUUUUAUGGAAGAUACUGAAGGCGCUGUUCCAACUCUUGAACCAGAAAUCAACACAUCCAUAAUACCAUCAGCAAAGUCUAAAUACCAUUAUUACAAUGUUCAGUUUCAUCCAAAUCGCAUUGAAUUAUACAAAUGGACUCAGGAAGAACCCCUCGAAUUAAAUAGCUACGUAGUAACAGAAGCAGACCGCGGAUUUGAUAUUGGCCAGAUCGUAGAAGAGCUAAAGCAUCCACAGACAAAAGAUGCUAAAGCAUGCAAGUCUAUUGUCCGCCCAGCUUCUCAUCAUGAAAUUUCACAGCUACCAUUAAAAGCAGAGCGUGAGCGCAGAGCUCAGGAGCUUUGUCAGGCAAAAGCCAGAGAAUUGGGACUUCCGAUGUCUAUCACCGGAGCUUCAUUCCAGUUCGACAGUAAGAAACUUACAUUUUACUUUACAUCAACAGAAUAUGUUGAUUUUAGAAGCCUUGUGCGUGUUUUGUUCAAGACAUUUGGAAUGCGUAUUUGGAUGGUUUGGCAUGAUGGAAAUGCUCCCAUCCGUGAUGUUCUCCAGCGUAAUGAGCAUAAAUAA